This is a messenger RNA of Lathyrus oleraceus (garden pea), 1650 nucleotides long. RefSeq names its product acetylornithine deacetylase. Lineage: Eukaryota; Viridiplantae; Streptophyta; Magnoliopsida; Fabales; Fabaceae. Gene Ontology annotation, molecular function: hydrolase activity. Bases 101 to 1417 code for a protein of 438 amino acids. The record is from RefSeq and is a predicted model, not a curated record. The transcript is spliced from 10 exons.
ACAAUUGGACCAACAUUGUAAGUAGUAACCUUACGAACUUUCAAGUCUGAAUAAGUAAUAGAACGGAGAAGCGAAAGAGUAACACUAGUUUCGAUAUUCGAUGGCUACAGCAACGAACUUGUUAGAAACACUAGGCAACUUAGAGAGAGAUUCAUUCUUAUCUCUUCUCUCCAACCUCAUUGGUGAAUCCAUACACGUGCAAAACAAUCCACCGGAACUCAUUCCUCAAGAGGAUAGAGUAGUAAAGCAUGUCUUAAACUCACUCCUACCGUUCAGCACCACCACCGGCGGCGGCCCCUUAAUCCUCAACCAUGUCACCUAUUUUCCUGGAAGAGGUAACCUCAUCGUCGAGUACCCCGGAACCGUUCCCGGCAAGAUCCUCUCCUUUGUUGGUUGCCACAUGGAUGUUGUCACAGCAGAUCCCAAAGAUUGGGAUUUUGAUCCGUUUACUUUGAGCAUUGAUGGUGAUAAACUUAGGGGUCGUGGAACUACAGAUUGUUUGGGACACGUGGCACUUGUUACUGAACUCAUGAGGAAGCUUGGUGAAACAAAGCCAGAUUUGAAAUCAACUGUUGUUGCUGUCUUUAUAGCGAACGAGGAGAGUGGUGUUGUAACGGGAGUUGGUAUUGAUGCACUUGUUCAACAUGGUCUUCUCAAUAAGCUAAAAGAAGGUCCCAUGUUUUGGAUUGAUUCAUCUGAUAAACAACCGUGUAUUGGAAAUGCUGGUAUGGUAGCUUGGAAACUUCAUGUCAUUGGGAAAACUUUUCACAGCGGAAUAACUGAUAAGGCUAUAAAUCCACUAGAGCUAGCCAUGGAUGCGAUAAAGGAAAUUCAGCUGCGAUUUUACCGGGACUUCCCACCACAUCCUCAGGAACAAGUUUAUGGGUUUCCAAUCCCUUCCACCAUGAAACCGACCCAAUGGAGUUAUCCUGGAGGUGGAAUCAAUCAAAUUCCAGGGGAAUGUACUAUUUCAGGAGAUUUCAGGUUAACUCCAUUCUACGAUGUGAAAGAUGCGAUGAAGAAGCUUCAAGAAUACGUGGAUGAUAUUAAUGACAAUAUCCAGAAGCUAGAGUCUCGGGGUCCGGUUUCAAAAUAUGUCCUACCUGACGAAAACUUAAAGGGGAGACUUACUUUAACUUUUGAUGAGGUUUUACCUGGACUUGCAUGUGAUCUUAAUUCCAGAGGCUUCCACGUUUUAUGCAAAGCAACUGAGGAAGUAGUUGGGCAUGUAAAGCCUUUCUCGAUUACUGGGAGUUUGCCUCUCAUUCGGGAACUUCAGGAUGAAGGUUUUGAUGUUCAGUCUUGUGGCUAUGGUUUGAUGGAAACUUACCAUGCCAAGAAUGAGUAUUGUCUUUUUACAGAUAUGUCUCAAGGAUACGAAGUGUUGGGGAGAAUCAUCACUCAGUUAGAGGAUUGAGAACUAUGAUAGUAGAAGCAUCUGGUGGGCUAUGAAGAUGUCUUGUUGAUUUUAAAUCGUGCAAAUUAGUAGUUUUUUGUUGUUGAAUUUUCUUGAAUGUUUAUGAGAUGGACGUACUAAUUUAUCAGCAAUGAAUAUCAGUUAAAAAGUAGGGAGAUGUUACCUCCACUCGCUUUUUAUUUUGAAAAUAAUCAAAUUUAUUAUUCAAUGAAACCCGUUUCAUAUUUUGAUUA